AUGCAGCAUAGUGCCGGAAACGAGAGGGCCCCCUCGAGGCUUCGUGCCAUGUUGCCGCCCGUCAACUUCAUCAGCAUUCACUAUGCCUACUUCAUCGUCGUCUGCCUGUUCGCCUCCCUCAUCUUCUGGGGCUCUUCCAAUCCGGCCCAUAGAAUCAGCUAUGCCGAUAGCCUCUUCUUAGUUGUCAGUGCCAUGACCGAAACGGGGUUAAACACAGUCAACCUGAGUGAGAUGACAACAUGGCAGCAGAUCUUGCUUUUUCUUCUCACCAUAUUCGGCAGUGCCAUCUGGGUCUCUAUUUGGACCGUCCUUGCCCGCAAACAUGCCUUUGAGAAGCGCUUCAAGGACGUGGUCCGCGCCGAUCGGCUUCGAAGGGCCAACAGGCCAAGUUCAGUCAGUCUUUCACGCUUGAGGUUCAUGCCGUCCCAGGGAAGACGGUCGCUGAAUGUCAUUCCACCGCCGGCCAUGACCGAAACCCCUGGUUUGGCCAGCAAAUCGUCAUCGAGUCCGGGCAAUCCUCAUGAUUUAAUCCUGGACGUCCACGCACAUCACACCCACUGCACUGGAACCACAAAGUCUUCCGACAAGAACGCGCCGCAACGUUCCCCCACGCUUGCCCAAAUUGCCUUCGCCGAAACACCACAUUCAAGCCCCGAGAACCACCCACCAACUGGCGUUUCUACAGCAGCGCAAUACGGAUAUCUUGUGAGUCGGAACAACACGGCCCGCAGGAUUGGCCCUCAAAGGCAGGAGCCUAUGGAAACCGAGGGGGAUGAGAAGGGCGAGUUUAGCGUGCGUAGUCUUUUCGCUCGCGCGGCAGGCAGAAACGCCCAGUUCCACGACCUCUCCCGAGAGGAGCGCCGUGUGCUUGGAGGUUGCGAGUACCGUGCUCUUAGGGUUUUGGCGGUUAUCGUACCGCUCUACUUUUUCCUUUGGCAGCUCAUCGGCUGCAUUGCGUUGGGCGCCUGGAUUAACCGCCACCGCCCGGAGCCACCCCUCAGAAACGGCAUCAACCCAUGGUGGCUUGGGAUCUUCAACGGCGCCUCGGCCUUCAACAAUUCGGGAAUGUCCCUUCUAGACCUCAACAUGAUACCAUUCCAGGACUCAUAUUAUGUUCUGGUCACCAUGGGAUUGCUCAUCCUGGCUGGCAAUACUGCCUUUCCUAUAUUUCUCCGGCUGAUUCUAUGGGGCCUCCUUCAGGUAUUGGCCGUAGCGACCGUGGAGACGGAGCUUCGCGAACUGAAAGAAACACUGCAGUUCAUUCUUGACUAUCCCCGCCGAGUAUACACAAACCUAUUCCCACAGAGACAGACUUGGUGGCUGGUUUUCAUGCUUAUCCUCCUCAACAGCGUCGACUGGGUCGCUUUCGAGCUCUUGAACAUCGGCAACCCCGCCGUCGAGUCGCUCUCAAAAGGCUCGCGGGUUAUGGAUGGUCUCUUCCAAGCAAUUGCUGUACGUUCUGGGGGCUUCUACGUGAUCUCUAUCCCUUCCUUGUACAUUGGCGCCCAGGUGUUGUAUACCAUCAUGAUGUACAUUUCGUGCUUUCCUGUGGUUAUAACCCUGAGGCACACAAAUGUAUAUGAAGAACGCUCGCUGGGCAUAUACUCUGGUGACCCGGUACCACCAGACGUCGAAUCCGGUUUACACGGGCCCUCUGGAGUAACAAGCCUUGCUCGUCAAUUUAGCCACAGCGGGACGUCAACCAUCGGUCGAGUCUUUCACCAUACUUUCACUUGGCAUGGGGUCGGUGCGCGCACCCCUUUGACAAACUCCGCGGCAGAUUCUCGCAUGAGCUUCAUUAGUCAACAAAUCCAGGGACAGCUGGCGCACGAUAUGUGGUGGUUGGCGGCUGCGGUCCUUGUUAUCGUUACGAUCGAGACAAGCAACUUCUUGGCCGAUCCGGUCACUUUCAGCGUGUUUAACGUGAUAUUCGAAGUGGUAUCUGCUUACGGCUGCGUUGGAAUUAGCGUCGGGCUCCCCAACGCCAACUACAGUUUCGCUGGGGGGUGGCAUACUGCUUCAAAGGUGGUUCUUUGCGCUGUCAUGUUGAGGGGACGGCAUAGAAACCUGCCGGUCGCACUUGAUCGAGCGGUCCGUCUACCCGGAGAUGAGAUGCACGACGAAGAAGAGGAGGAUCAUCGGCUUCGACGGAGCGUUACCAAUCGUGGUGUUGGGUCUGAUGAGGGCUAG
Messenger RNA from Neurospora tetraspora, 2190 nucleotides. RefSeq names its product cation transport protein-domain-containing protein. Gene Ontology annotation, molecular function: high-affinity potassium ion transmembrane transporter activity. The coding region runs from base 1 to 2190 and encodes 729 amino acids. Lineage: Eukaryota; Fungi; Ascomycota; Sordariomycetes; Sordariales; Sordariaceae. The record is from RefSeq and is a predicted model, not a curated record. Gene Ontology annotation, biological process: intracellular potassium ion homeostasis; potassium ion import across plasma membrane. Gene Ontology annotation, cellular component: plasma membrane. The transcript has 3 exons.